Debaryomyces hansenii CBS767 is the source of this 3078-nucleotide messenger RNA. It is a transcript of the gene CHS8, whose product is annotated as Chs8p. Gene Ontology annotation, cellular component: cell septum; cell periphery. The transcript has a single exon. Gene Ontology annotation, molecular function: chitin synthase activity. Bases 1 to 3078 code for a protein of 1025 amino acids. The record is from RefSeq and is a predicted model, not a curated record. NCBI's taxonomy places the organism in Eukaryota, Fungi, Ascomycota, Pichiomycetes, Serinales, Debaryomycetaceae.
AUGAGUGGUACCAACAAAGCCGACAUUAGCGAUGAUGACGAUUUAUUUGGUGAUAACGAAGUAAGAAGAUCAUCGUUUGAACAAGGAGAUGAUGAGGAGCAGCUCGUUCCCAAUCCAUUCUACUACGAUCAAUUUCAGCCUCAUCAGCAAUACUCAGUGCCUCAGUUACAAAGUGGAAAUUUACAAUUAAUGCAACCGUCAAUGCACGGCCAUCAGCAUCAAGGUAGUGCUAGUACGUUUGUUGAUGAAAAUAAUGAUUACUCCAUUGAAAAGCUAGGAAGCGAGGCAUCACUUAGUACUACAAGUACUUUUCCCAAUAGAUCGAAGACAGUUGCAUUUAGGGAAUCGGAGCCAGAAUACCCUCCAACUGCAUACAGCCCUGGUAAGACUAUGAACCACUAUGCUGAGCCUCUUCAUUAUGAUAUGGAAAGAGUAGAUACAUAUGAUUUUGAUAAUCCCUCGAUGGCUUUGAGACCAUAUUCUCAGGUGCUAACUUUUACGGGUGAUGAUUAUAUGAUAAAUCCACUUGAAGAUGCUGAUGAUGAUGAAGACCUCGAUCCAUUUGGAGAUGAUGAAUCAUUAUUUCUGGAGACUGGAGAAGAAAUUAUUAGGAGAGGAACCACCAUCAAAAGAUCGAACACAACUAUAAGCAGAAGAGAUACAUUGAAAAGGAAAAACUCAAUGGCAACUGGAUUAUCUUUGGUUGACGAAGAAGAUGACUUCAAGCCCAGAUUAAAUUAUACAAAGACUAUUAAAAAAGCCAAAUUAGUUAAUGGGAAUUAUGUAAUUGAUGCUCCAGCCCCCAAAUCCUUGUUGGAUACAUAUGGCAGAAAAAUCACUGACAGUGGGAGAGAAAUGUCAUUCAUGAGAUACACAGCUGUAACAUGCGGACCAUCCAACUUCAUGAAAUACAAAUAUAACAUAAGACAAGCAUUAUACACUCCUCCUCGUGAGACCGAAAUAAUGGUUUGUAUUACCAUGUACAACGAAGAUGAAAUUUUAUUAGCACGAACUCUUAAGGGUAUAUUUGACAACAUCAAGAAUUUAACUAACAGGAAUGAUUCAAAAUGGGGUGAAGAUUCAUGGAAGAAGAUUGUUGUAUGUAUUAUCAGUGAUGGUAGAGUUGAUUUGAACAAAAGAUCUCAAGAACUUUUGACUGCAUUAGGAUUAUACCAAGAUGGAUAUGCGAAAUCUAAGAUUAAUGAUAAAUCAGUCAAGUCCCACAUUUAUGAAUAUACAUCAACUGUUGGUAUUGAAACUAUUAAUGAUAAGAUUCAUUUUUGCACCAAUUCCAGCCCGGUUCAAUUCUUGUUCUGUUUGAAAGAGAAAAAUACAAGAAAAAUUAACUCGCAUAGAUGGUGUUUUCAAUCUUUCGCACCUAUCCUCAAACCAAAGGUUAUUAUGUUAUUGGAUUGUGGUACGAAGCCAUCAAAGGACGCAUUUUAUCAUUUGUGGAAAUCAUUCAACGAUCCUAAUGUUGCAGGUGCAUGUGGUGAAAUGAGAGCAGCAUUGGGUCCAAAUAGAAAAUACUUGGCCAACCCUCUUGUUGCUGCGCAGAAUUUCGAAUAUAAAAUCUCAAACGUAUUGGAUAAACCUAUGGAAUCUGUGUUUGGCUUUAUCUCUGUCUUACCAGGUGCGUUCUCAGCUUAUAGAUAUGAAGCAUUAUUGAAUGUUGAUGGUGAAGGUCCUCUUGAAAAAUAUUUCAAAGGUGAAUUUUUGCACCAAGAAACUCAAGUUAUAGAAGAUGAAGAAGAUGAUGAAAAGACAUUGAAAGAAAAAAAUUUCCAAGAAGCAGGCAUUUUUACUUCGAAUAUGUAUUUAGCCGAAGAUAGAAUUUUGUGUUUUGAAUUAGUAGCUAAGAAGAACCAUAACUAUGUUUUGAGAUAUGUGAAUGAAGCAAAAGCUGAAACAGAUGUUCCAGAGGUGAUUGAUGAAUUUGUGUUGCAAAGAAGAAGAUGGCUUAACGGAUCUUUAUUUGCAGCUGCUUAUGCUGUUUUCCACUGGACAAAAAUAUGGAAAUCUAAUCACUCAUUAUUAAGAAAAUUGUUCUUGCAAUUAGAAUUUUAUUAUCAGUUGAUUACAUUGUUAGUGUCAUGGUUUUCAAUUGCAUCGUUUUUCCUAGUUUUUAGGAUUUUAACUGCUAACUUAGGAGCUAAAGAUAUGAACUUCGACGUAGGAAAAUAUUUGGCUGUUAUAUUUCUAUGGUUCUAUGUUGGGUCUGUUGUUUGUACAUUUGUUUUGUCUUUUGGUAAUACCCCAAGAGGUACGAGGAAGUUUUAUCUUGUAAUUGCUUGCAUAUUUGCCGUCUUAAUGGUAUAUAUGUUGUUUGCUGCAAUUUUCCUUGCCGUUCACACAGUCCAGGCAGCAUUGAAGAGUCAUAAAGAUGAUUUCACAGUAUCUUUGUUAUUUACUGACACAAAAUUUAGAGAUUUAAUUGUCUCUGUUGUUUCAACGUAUGCUUUAUAUUUUGUGGCAUCAUUGAUGUAUGGUGAACCAAGUUUCAUGGUUACUUCAUUUUUGCAGUACCUUUUGCUUUCGCCAAGCUACAUCAACAUCUUGAAUAUCUAUUCAUUCUGUAAUAUCCACGAUGUUUCAUGGGGUACUAAGGGAAGUGUACAAGCUAGAGAUUUAGGAAGCGCUAAAUCUGCGGAUAACGAUAAAGAGAAUAUAGUCACUAUCGUUCCUGGCGUGAGUGAAGAAUUAAAUGAGACAUAUUUGAACACAUUAGAAAGUUUAAGAACAUUACCUCCGCCCCCACUCGAAGUGAACAACAAAAAACGAAAGGACGAUUCAUAUUAUGCAUUUAUCAGAACCGUUACCGUUUUAGUCUGGAUGCUUACUAACGCGAUUUUAAUCGCAAUUGUCUUAGAAGCAGGUGGAGUAGACACAUUAACUAGUAGCGAUUCUACGUCAAUUAGUGGUAACUCAGAAAUCUUUUUAACAAUCAUCUUAUGGAUUGUUGCCGGAUUAGCAGCAUUUAGAUUCAUCGGAAGUUCGGUUUAUUUGAUCUUGAAAGUGUUUAGACCUCUUAAGUGGAGAAUAAGGGCAAGGAAAGCUGCUAGAACACAAAAUUACUAA